This is a messenger RNA of Caenorhabditis briggsae, 1647 nucleotides long. It is a transcript of the gene Cbr-elpc-3, whose product is annotated as Protein CBR-ELPC-3. Gene Ontology annotation, cellular component: nucleus; elongator holoenzyme complex; cytoplasm. NCBI's taxonomy places the organism in Eukaryota, Metazoa, Nematoda, Chromadorea, Rhabditida, Rhabditidae. Gene Ontology annotation, biological process: tRNA wobble base 5-methoxycarbonylmethyl-2-thiouridinylation. The record is from RefSeq and is a predicted model, not a curated record. Gene Ontology annotation, molecular function: acyltransferase activity, transferring groups other than amino-acyl groups; iron-sulfur cluster binding. The transcript has 4 exons. The coding region runs from base 1 to 1647 and encodes 548 amino acids.
AUGGACGACAAAGGUUCACAGCGAGCAUUGCUGGCUCAAACGGUCAAUGAAAUCGUCAAACUUCUUAUUGAAGCUCAUAACCAGAAAAAAGAUGUGAACUUGAAUCGGCUAAAAUGUAUUGUUGCACAGAAAAAUGGACUCAGCUUCCAACCAAAACUGGUAGAUAUCAUUGCUGGAGUUCCAGCGGACUACAAGGAUACUCUUCUACCAAAACUUAAGGCAAAACCAGUUCGAACAGCUUCUGGAAUCGCAGUUGUUGCAGUGAUGAGCAAACCACAUCGUUGUCCGCAUAUCAAUUUCACUGGAAACAUUUGCGUUUAUUGUCCAGGAGGCCCAGAUUCUGACUUUGAGUACUCUACACAAAGUUAUACUGGUUACGAGCCAACAAGCAUGAGAGCCAUCCGAGCAAGAUAUAAUCCGUAUUUGCAAACACGUGGAAGAUUGAAUCAGUUGAUGCAACUAGGUCAUUCUGUCGACAAGGUCGAGUUCAUCGUGAUGGGAGGAACAUUCAUGUCACUACCAGAGGAUUACCGAGAUUUCUUUAUUCGCAAUCUCCAUGAUGCUCUCAGUGGACAUACUUCUGCUUCAGUUGAAGAAGCGGUUGCCUACUCCGAGAGAUCCAAAAUGAAGUGCAUUGGAAUUACCAUUGAAACCAGGCCAGACUACUGUCUCCCACGUCAUCUGAAUGAUAUGCUUCUGUACGGAUGUACACGCCUGGAAAUCGGUGUUCAGUCAACAUAUGAAGACGUGGCAAGGGAUACAAAUCGAGGUCAUACCGUUAAAUCAGUUUGUGAAACCUUCCAUAUGGCAAAAGACACUGGAUACAAAGUUGUAAUCCACAUGAUGCCUGAUUUACCUAAUGUUGGAUUGGAAAGAGACAAAGAGCAAUUUUUGGAGUUGUUUGAAAGUCCAGCAUUCCGUCCGGAUGGCUUGAAACUUUAUCCAACGUUAGUGAUUCGUGGAACAGGAUUGUACGAGCUGUGGAAAACUGGAAGAUAUCAAAGUUAUCCACCAUCAGUGCUUGUUGAUCUAAUCGCAACUAUUCUAUCAUUGGUUCCUCCAUGGACGCGUGUUUAUCGUGUGCAAAGAGACAUUCCAAUGCCAUUGGUUUCAUCAGGUGUUGAACAUGGAAAUCUCCGAGAGCAUGCAAUGGCAAAGAUGAAGGAGCUUGGAUUGAAAUGUCGGGAUGUUCGAACAAGAGAAGUUGGAAUUCAGGAAAUUCACAACAAAGUUCGCCCCGAAGACGUCGAAUUGAUCCGAAGAGAUUAUACGGCUAACGGUGGAUGGGAGACAUUCAUUUCGUAUGAAGAUCCAAAACAAGAUAUUCUCAUUGGAUUGCUUCGAUUGAGAAAAAUCUCUGAUAAAGCUCAUAGAGCAGAGUUGAAGGGUAAUGUGUCUGUAGUCCGUGAGCUUCACGUAUAUGGAUCAGUUGUCUCGGUAGCCGACCGGGAUCCCAAGAAGUUCCAACACCAAGGAUACGGAUCACUGUUGAUGGAAGAAGCUGAAAGGAUAGCAAGAGAAGAACAUGAAUCAGAUAAGAUUGCAGUCAUCUCGGGAGUUGGAACCCGCGACUACUACCGCAAGCUUGGUUAUGAAUUGGAUGGUCCCUACAUGAGCAAGACUCUUGAUGCUUCGUCAGCCGCAUAA